This is a messenger RNA of Hibiscus syriacus, 564 nucleotides long. RefSeq lists its product as uncharacterized. The record is from RefSeq and is a predicted model, not a curated record. NCBI's taxonomy places the organism in Eukaryota, Viridiplantae, Streptophyta, Magnoliopsida, Malvales, Malvaceae. The transcript has 3 exons. Bases 31 to 405 code for a protein of 124 amino acids.
UCCGAGUAUGUUAGAGCGCCUCCAGCUAGCAUGCCAGCUGCAACAACAAACUCAGAGAAUGUUAGAGCUCUUGUAGCUGACACUAAUAACUUGAGACUAGAAAAGAUUCCUGAGGUGUUGGAUAGGCCUCAGGUAAAGGACUCAUCGAAAGGGUUCCGACGGCUGUUGAAGUUCGGAAAAAAGAAUCAUAGCUCGGCUAGAAGCAAGCAUAGUAUUGACUCAAGCGGUGAGGCUGAAGAGUUGGUUCCAAAUGCUGCCUCAUCCAGUGAAGUUCAUUUAUUGAAGAAUCUGAUCUCUCAGGAUGAGACCCCCACAGCCGAUACUACUCCACAAAAAUCUUCUCGCUCGUUUUCGAUGUUGUCACCAUUCCGAAGCAAGACCAGUGAAAAGAAGCAUAUGGCUUGACGACGAAGUUGAAGCCAUGAACUUUGUAUUUCUUUUCCAUGGACAUGUUUGUAAAAAAAAAGGUCUUUCUGCAGCCACUCUCAUUGGUUAAUGUUCUUGAACUGAAUCGGUUUCGUACCGACUUUUCCUCCCAAUUUAUAUUUACUUUUCUUAUGCAUU